Messenger RNA from Salarias fasciatus (jewelled blenny), 2860 nucleotides. RefSeq names its product VPS37C subunit of ESCRT-I (gene vps37c). Lineage: Eukaryota; Metazoa; Chordata; Actinopteri; Blenniiformes; Blenniidae. The transcript is spliced from 5 exons. Gene Ontology annotation, biological process: ubiquitin-dependent protein catabolic process via the multivesicular body sorting pathway; protein targeting to vacuole; protein targeting to membrane. Bases 574 to 1512 code for a protein of 312 amino acids. Gene Ontology annotation, cellular component: ESCRT I complex. The record is from RefSeq and is a predicted model, not a curated record.
CUUCCUGGAGAGGGAACGUUCGCCGGUGCUGUCUUUCUUGCGGGGAACUGUGUGUUUGUUUUUCUCUCCCCCUCGUCCCGCGCGAGCCGUGGACACUUCCCAAAAUGGCGGCGGUUUCUGUCCGUGUGGAAUGAAACUUUCUUAUUUUUCAGCCAAUUUUGCUCGAUUUUCGCAGAUUUAGCGACGGCCGCAGCCCUCCGCUCCUCCCAGAAGCACCACCUCGACACCGAAGCGUUCGUCUGCCGCCACGGGGACCGACGGCGGCCGUUGUCUGGGCCGGUUUAUGUCGCCAUUCCGCCGGGCUCGUCCUCCUAAGUUGACGCGGAAAGCCUGACAUCGCUCCCGCCUGCUGUCGCGGGCCCGGAAUCGUGUGCUCGGUCCGGCCCGGCUCGGCUCGGCUCGGCCCGGCUCGGCCGUCGGCCCCAGCAGCGUGCCGACCUCGGCGGGUGUGGCCGCGGCCGCGGAGCAGGUCCCGGGGAGGUGUCACGGCAGCGGGCGGCCGUGGUGGAUGUCACCGGCGAGCAGCGCCAGCCUCGCGUCGGGUUGCUAGCGUCCGCCAUCCUGGCCAAUCAGAUGGAGAAGCUCCAGGACCUGAGCCAAUCAGAGCUGCAGGAGCUCCUGGACAACCCGGAGAGGGUGGAGUCGAUGGCUCUGGAGUCCGACGAGAUCCAGAACAUCCAGCUGGAGCGGGAGAUGGCGCUGGCCUCCAACCGCAGCCUGGCGGAGCAGAACCUGGACAUGCGGCCCCGGCUGGAGGCGCAGAAGCAGGCGCUGGUGGAGCGCUACUGCCACCUGGAGGCCGUCCGGGAGGACUACCGGCAGCACUGCUCCCUCAGAGACGGGAUGGCUGGCCAGGUGUCUCCGGAGGCGUUAUUCUCUCGGCUGCAGACAGAGGGCGGCAAGACGGAGGCGGAGUCGGAGGCUCUGGCGGAUGAGUUUCUGGAAGGCUCUCUGGGUCUGGACUCCUUCCUGGAGCGCUUCCUGUCGCUGCGCUGUCUGGCUCACCGCCGCCGCGUCCGCAUCGAGAAGCUGCAGGAGAUCCUGCGGCAGAGGAGCGAGGGGAGCCCCGCCCCCCCCGCCGCCGCCGCCGAGGACCCGGCCGCCGCCGUCCAGCAGCAGCAGCAGCCCGCCUCCAACCCCCCCGCCUCCUCCCAGCCCGCCGCCUCCUCUGGGCUCCCGUACGGCCCGUACCCCGUCGCCCCGCCCAACCCCCCUCCCCCCGCGGCGGGGGCCGCCAACCCCCCCUACCCAAGCCCCGGCUAUCCCGGGUCCCGGCCGGCCUUCGGGCCCCCGGCGGCGCCCGCCUGUCCGUACCCGGCCCGGCCCUCCUUCCCCGGCCCGCACCCGGGCUCGGCGUUCGGCCAGUACGCCCCAUCAGGCCCCGCCCCCUACCCCGCCUCCUACAGCUACGGGGGCUACAGCUACCCGGCCGGGCCCCCCUACAGCAAUCAGUCCCCCACGGGGAGGCCCCUGUACAGACCGGGCUACGGGGUCCCGCAGCCGUACUCCUGAGAGCCCUGCGGCCGAACCCCUCUUUACCCCCCCUUUACCCCCCGACCCCCCCCACUCCAGAGGUCUCUGGCUUUACUUAUCUUUGUUGCACUACUCUUCUCUCCUCUUGAUGUCUGCCUCCACCCCCGCCCCGACCGCCAGCCCCGCCCCCGCCCCGACCGUCAGCCCCGCCCCCAAUCCGCCCGCCAGCCCCGCCCCCAAUCCGCCCCUGCCCCACUAGUCUCAGGUUGUUGUGUUGAAGUGUCCAGACGCUCCUGCGCCCCCCCCGACCCCCCGGACCCUCGAUCCUCGAUCUUCGACCCUCAUCUGAAGUGUGUGUGUGUGUUUGUUGCUGCUGGACGAUCAGAAAGACGAAAUGGGCAAUGUUCCCACACACACACACACACACACACACACACACACACACACACACACACACACACACACACGUGCACGAUGGCAGCAGGCCUGUGUUUGUGGCGGUUCUUCUGGCGGUUUGAAUGGGUUUGCUAACGCUAAGCUAAUGCCAAGCUAAUGCUAACGCUAGCUCCUCUGAUCAGUCUGUCUUUGACCAGAGAGAGUUUGAGCUUUGUUUUCUGUUCAUUUCAAAAAGGCCACCUCGCUCUGUGUGUGUGUGUGUGUGUGUGUGUGUGUGUGUGUGUGUGUGUGUGUGUGUGUGUGUGUGUGUGUGUGUGUGUGUGUGUGUGUGUGUGUGUGUGUGUGUCAGGGGGUGUAAUAUCUCUUGUGUGCAGCAGGUGCUGAUGUUGAGUCACUGUUACGGCUUCAUGCUUCAUUUGGAGUUGUUUUUUUCUUGUAGGGCCGUGGAGCUGGUGUAGAGGUGAACUGGAGGAUGAGCUAACGAGCUAAUGUAGCAGCCACCCCCCCCCCACCCAAACCCAGACACCCAACCCCUCCCCCACCCAAACCCCCCCCCACCCCCCCCCCCCAAUUCCUGGAUUGAGAAUCAUAUUUUCCAGAAGUUUAAUUUGAAUAAAAGUGAUUUGUAGCUUCCAGCAUUUCCACAAACUGGCAGCAUAUCAGUAUCAGCAGGAUUGGUGUGUGUGUGUGUGUGUGUGUGUGUGUGUGUGUGUGUGUGUGUGUGUGUGUGUGUGUGUGUGUGUGUGUGUGUGUGUGUGUGUGUGUGUGUGUUGGAUACAGGAGGUGCGGUGAGGGCUUCGACUGUUUUCCUGUAAAACAGAAUAGAAAAGUUGGAACCAUUUUAAAGCAGCUUGUUGCUCGUUCAGUGUGAACAUGGGCAUUCUUUAUCACUAACACACACACACACACACCAGAGCCUCACCCCUUCCACCCGCGUCCCCCCUCCCCCCCCCUUUUGUUAGACAUGAACUGAUGCUUGACAAUGAAUCCC